Aspergillus costaricaensis CBS 115574 is the source of this 1680-nucleotide messenger RNA. Its product is annotated as nucleobase cation symporter-1 family protein. Gene Ontology annotation, cellular component: plasma membrane. Gene Ontology annotation, biological process: nucleobase transport; transmembrane transport. Lineage: Eukaryota; Fungi; Ascomycota; Eurotiomycetes; Eurotiales; Aspergillaceae. Gene Ontology annotation, molecular function: nucleobase transmembrane transporter activity. The record is from RefSeq and is a predicted model, not a curated record. Bases 1 to 1680 code for a protein of 559 amino acids. The transcript has 6 exons.
AUGAGUUCCAUAUGGGAAGGGAUCCACGAGCGGUUGCUUGUCAAGAGUGUGGACCAAAAUGGUAACAUAAGACCUGUGGGAGUCCUGGAUAAUGACUCGAUCCGACCAACUCCAACUAAAGACCGAAAAUGGACACGCCUCACAUACCUCUUCUUCUGGUUCUCGGCUACGGCCAAUGUGAGCAACUUGUACGCAUCAAGCACUGGCGUAUCCAUGGGAUUGACCAUGUGGGAGGCCAUCGCCUGCUCCUUUACCGGCCAGUUCCUCGCAGGUUGCCUAAUGGCUCUCAAUGGGCGGGCUGGCGCGAUGUAUCGAAUCCCCUUUCCAGUCCUAUGUCGUUCUAGCUUUGGUCCUUGGGGUGCCCUCUGGCCAACAUUCAACCGGGCAGUAAUGAGUAUAGUCUGGAACGGCGUCAAUGUCACACAAGGAGCUCAGUGUUUAUAUGUUUUCUUGCAUGCAAUCUUCCCAUCAAUCGCUCGUAUUCCUGAUAAGAUGGGACCAAAGUCUGCCUUGUCGUCUGCGCAGAUGAUAUGCUUUCUCGUUUACUGGCUUAUCAACUGCGCAUUCCUCGUGGUUCCUGUGCCUAAGAUGAAGAAGCUUAUCUACAUCAAAGUAGUAGUCUACUAUGGCGGCGCUUUUGCCAUGUUAGCUUGGGUAGUAUGCCUGGCUGGGGGUAACCCUCCUGCCAUUCACGAGCCCUCGACAGUUCAUGGGAGAGCCAAGAGCUGGCUUAUUUGCAAGUUCCUGUUUUUGGGGCUGGCCAGCUGCGGGACCUUCAUUUCCAAUGCCGCGGACCUCCAGCGGUACGCAAGGAAGCCUAGCGACGUGAUCCUAGCACAGGUCAUCAGCUUUCCGCUCUCGGGAUUACUAGUGGCUGUCAUCGGCAACAUCAUUGCUGGAUGUAGCAGAAGUAUAUUUGGAGAGCUGAUAUGGAAUCCCCUGACCUUCUUGGACAAGCUGAUGGAUGGAGAAAGAUACACGCCGGGCAACCGCGCUGCCUGUGCUUUCAUUUCAUUGGCUUUCGUGUACUCGACUGUGUUCUCCGCCAUUUUCGAGAACUCUAUUCCCGCUGGAAAUGACAUUGCAGCUUUACUUCCUCGUUACAUUACAGUCAAACGAGGGUUCUUUAUCUGUGCCAUCCUGUCCUUCGCUAUCUGCCCAUGGUACCUCCUCGCCACAGCAGCCGUAUUCAUUACCUUCCUCUCCUCGUAUCAAAUAUUUCUCUCUGCUAUCGCCGGUGUUCUGAUAUGCGACUACUACCUGAUCCGACGGGGAUGGCUUGAUAUUCCGGCAUUAUACACAGGACGUACCGAUGGCGUUUACUAUUUCUUCCACGGAUUUAAUCUCCGCGGCUUUGGUGCUUAUCUUGUGGCAGUUGCGCCAAACUUCUACGGUUUCCUUAACCAGAUGGGCGUCAAGGCACCCUUGGGUAUACAACGGUUUUACUUUGUCGCGUACCCUGUCGGCCUGCUUAUUGCAUUCGGCGUGUAUUACCUCGGAUGUGUCGUGUGGCCUCCUGCGGAAACCGAGAAGACGGGCGGGUGGAAAGAGCCAAAGGAAUACUGGGACGAAUUCGAUCCCGACCGAGUAGACGGAGUUGAGGCGGUGACGGUGCUGCCAGUGGUCGUCAAAGACGAGAACGGUGCUAAGACUGGGCUGGACAUCUUGAGCAAAUCUUGA